UUUUCUGCAUCUUUCCGUUGCGUGAAAAUAAAGGUGGUGCAAUCGGAUAUACAGCAAGAGGAUAUGUUAAGUAUCUUUCGUAAUUGAUUAAUAGCUGAAGAAAUGGAUAAUAUAACGAGAUGGUGUCACGCAUUAAUACUGUGUCUUCUGAUUCAUGGCCUCCAAAACAUGUGCUACUGCCAGUCAUUUGAAGAUACGACAGCUUCUGUUGAGUACAGCGUAAGCAGCAGUCGCAGCACCAGUGUUGGUAGUAAAGGUUUUAAUAUAGAUUCGGAUAAUCCAGAUUCGAACAAUCAUUCUAGAGAAGCUCUGAAGCUUGAAGCUAAUUCUCCAGAAGCGGUUGUCUUUAUCGGCAAAACAAACGAUUACGUCCCUGUACCGGCAUUAAGGAAGCGGAAUGACGAUAUUAACGGUGAUGACAUAGAUUGGCAGCAUCCAUAUGAAACGUGGGAUAGGGAAUAUAGAAGAUUCCGUUUUAAUAACACCAGAGUUCAACAUAUAGAAGCUGAAUGCCAGGACGAUUACAUGAAAAUCCGUAUUGGUCUUAAUGGUUCCUUCACAGGACUGGUAUAUUCGGCCGGUUAUGCCUACGAUCCCGAUUGUAUGUAUAUCAAUGGUACCGGCAGAGAUUAUUACGAAUUUUUUAUCCAACUAAACAGAUGCGGAACUUUGGGGAAAAACACCCACAAUGACGAAACUGAAAAAUCACCAACAAAGAAUUUUAUGUGGAAUACAAUUACAGUACAAUAUAAUCCUUUAAUAGAGGAGGAAUACGAUGAACACUUUAAAGUUACAUGUGAAUAUGGUUACGAUUUUUGGAAAACAGUCACUUUUCCUUUUUUGGACGUAGAAGUAGCCACAGGAAAUCCAGUUGUAUUCACAUUAACUCCACCAGAAUGUUACAUGGAAAUACGAUACGGAUACGGUACUACCGGCAACAGAGUAUCUGGACCCGUACGAGUGGGAGAUCCACUCACUCUAAUGAUCUACAUGAGAAGCAAAUAUGAUGGAUUCGAUAUCGUAGUUAAUGACUGUUUCGCACAUAAUGGAGCUACGAAGAAAAUCCAACUUAUAGAUGAAUACGGGUGCCCCGUGGACGAGAAAUUGAUAUCAAGAUUCCGAGGUUCGUGGUCUGAUUCCGGAGUUUAUGAAACCCAAGUUUACGCUUACAUGAAAACUUUCAGAUUUACUGGUUCCCCUGCUUUAUACAUCGAAUGUGACGUUAGAAUGUGCCACGGCAGGUGCCCGAGUCAAACCUGCCACUGGAGAAACCUCAAAGCUGUCCGAAAAAGAUCCAUCAACAACAAUACUUCUACUCCAUCUCCGGUGUCUUUAUCAGAAAAUGUUAAUCUAUUUCAAUCUUUAAGGGUGCUCCAGGAGGGAGAAUUAGAUGAUGAAAAAAAUAUUACAACAUCGAGUAACCAAAAAGGCGACCCGAACAACAUAUGUUUGAAGACUGGUUGGUUUUCAGCCCUAUUAGCUUUGGGAGGUGGAGGUAUGUGUCUUCUUGGAGGAGCCCUUCUUGCUACUUGUACCAGGAUGAGAAAAGUUGCCAUAGAAAAAGUAUUAACCGGAAGUCAUUUUAAUGGAUACAUGAAUCACAGGGGAAGCAUAAAUUGA
Messenger RNA from Diorhabda sublineata, 1620 nucleotides. RefSeq lists its product as uncharacterized. Bases 103 to 1620 code for a protein of 505 amino acids. NCBI's taxonomy places the organism in Eukaryota, Metazoa, Arthropoda, Insecta, Coleoptera, Chrysomelidae. The transcript is spliced from 12 exons. The record is from RefSeq and is a predicted model, not a curated record.